CUCACCGUCUCCGCACUCCAUAGCAUACACAGUCGCUAUCUGCCAGGCGGAAUGGACGAGUCCUCCAGUCCUCCCAGCUUUAUCCUCAGCGCACCGAAGCCGCGGGAGAAACCAGGCCCGACAUGACAGUGCCGGGACGGGAGAAGAAAGCCCGCCAGCAGCCUCGGUUGAUCGUCUGGCCCGAGGCAGUGUGGGCUGCGGGUCGCUACGCCGUGUUGGUCGCCUUAUGCACAGUCUGCUACAGCAACUCUAUCCAGGGGGAGUUGGUCCACGACGAUGUGUGGGCUAUCAUCAACAACCCGGACGUCCGACCGGGCUCCAGCAUCAGAAACAUAUUCAGCAACGAUUUCUGGGGCAAGAGGAUGGCAGAGAAUACCAGCCACAAGUCCUACAGACCGCUAUGCGUCCUUACCUUCAAGUUGAACAUUCUGCUGGGUGGCAUGACGCCUCUCUAUUUUCACCUCAUCAACGUGUGUUUGCACUGCGCCGUUACCUGCCUGCUCAUGCACACGUGUGAACGCUGCGUGUUUCAAGACUCUCGCCACGCCUUUGUCACAGCAGUCCUCUUCGCUGUGCACCCCAUCCACACCGAGGCCGUGUCUGGUAUUGUGGGGAGGGCAGAUGUCUUGGCCUGUCUGCUGUUCUUGUUGACAUUCCUCUCCUACAUCAGGAGUGUGGAUGUGUGUGUGUCUGACGAGUCUCUGCCUUCCACGGUGUCAGCAUGGUGUCUGCUCGUCAGUUUGUUGCUGGGCACCUGCGCCAUGCUGGUCAAAGAGACAGGCAUCACUGUGUUCGGAGUCUGCGUGCUCUAUGACGCUAUGGUGCUAUGCCGCAAGCCUCUCAUCUAUCACCUGUCCGGCACCAGAUUCAGGGACCUCCGACACAUCUGCAGCUCCUUCAUCAAACGAGCCUGCCUCAUCUCUGGCUAUGUGGUGAUCAUCAUGUCAGUCAGGCUGUGGCUGAUGGGAGGAUCCAUGCCUCUCUUCUCUGAACAGGACAACCCCGCCUCCUUCUCACCAUACCUGCUUACUAGGAUUUUGACCUACUCUUACCUGCUGUCCUUCAAUGCCUGGCUGCUGCUGGCCCCCGUUGUGCUGUGUUAUGACUGGCAGGUGGGCAGCAUUCCACUGGUGGAGUCACUGGGUGAUAUGCGCAACAUGGCCACCUUGCUGCUGGCCCUGGUGAUAGUUUCCCUCUGCCUGCACUGCGUCUUCUCACUGAAGAGACAAGAGAGCAGGGAAGUGUUGGUGGGAAUGUUGUUUCUGGUGUUUCCCUUCAUUCCUGCCAGUAACCUUUUCUUCAGGGUGGGAUUUGUCGUGGCAGAGAGGGUUCUCUACAUGCCAAGUAUGGGUUACUGUAUCCUGGUGGCUCAUGGUCUGGGUCGGCUGUGUUCAGUGGUUGGCCGGUGGGGCACCACAGUCCUCAGUGUCUCCAUGCUGCUGUUGCUCCUGCUCUUCUCCUGGAAGACUGUCCAGCAGAACCGCGUCUGGCUUUCCAGGGAGGCCCUCUUCCGCUCAGGUAUACAGACGCUGCCACACAAUGCCAAAGUCCACUACAACUACGCCAACUUCCUGAAAGACGGCAACCGGCACCAAGAGGCCAUUCACCACUACACCACUGCCCUCAGAUUAUACCCCCGCCAUGCCAGCGCCAUGAACAAUCUUGGCACUCUAACUCGGGAUCUAAAGGAGGCAGAGCGUUACUACAGGAUGGCACUGGACACCAACCCUCAGCAUAACAGAGCUCUGUUUAACCUGGGAAACCUCCUCAAGUCCCAGGGGAAAGAGAAAGAAGCUGAGACACUGCUGAGGGAUUCUAUACACUUUGGUCCACAUUUUGCUGAUGCGUACUCCAGUCUCGCAUCACUCUAUGCUGAGCAGAAACGCUUUGCUGAUGCCAAUGAAGUAUAUCUAAAAGGUAUAGAGAACUGUCCGGACAGCUCCGACCUCCAUAAUAACUACGGAGUGUUUCUGGUGGAUACGGGAGAGGGUGAGCGAGCAGCCGCUCACUACCAGCAAGCUGUUAGACUCAAACCAGCACAUUACGUUGCCAUGGUGAACCUGGGUCGCCUCCUCCGAUCAUCCAAUGAGAACACGGAAGCUGAGUCUUGGUACAAGAGGGCACUGAAGGUAACAAGGAAGGUGGACAUCCUGACUCCGCUUGGAGCUCUGUACUAUAACACAGGCCGCUAUGAGGAGGCGCUUCAGGUGUACAAAGAGGCUGCCAACCUGCAGCCAGACAGCACCGACAUCUGGCUGGCUCUGGCUCAGGUUUUAGCCAUGGCUGGGCGUUCCAAAGAGGCAGAGAAGAUGACCCUGGACAUCAUAUCCAGAGAACGCAGCUGUAUUGAAUGUUACAGGCUCCUUUCUGCCAUUUACAGCAAGCGCGGAAACUACACAGAGGCAUUGGAUGCUCUGGACAGGGCCCUGCAGCAUUGUCCCAGUGAUCUGUCAGUGAGAGCAGAGCUGUAUUUCUCCAAAGGAAACCAGCUGAGGGAGAUGAACCAGUUGGACCAAGCCUUUGAGAGCUACAAGCUGGCUGUUGAACUGAAACCUGACCAGUCCCAGGCCUGGAUGAACAUGGGAGGAAUACAGCACAUUAAGGGAGACUAUGCAGCAGCCAGGGUGUACUACCAGCGAGCUCUGCUUCUGAGUCCUGGCUCCAAACUUCUGAAAGAAAACCUUGCCAAGCUGGACCGGCUGGAGCGCAGACUGACAGGGGGAGCGUAGACCACGAGGGUUCCCCAGACACUCUACCAUCCUGGCCACAGAGCAGGGGAGCAGGCCAUAGCCUUGACCACUCAAGCCCACAUAGCAGCUACCAGCCUGCUGGAUAAAAUGGACCUGACCUUCUUGCUAAGACAAGCUGUCUUGGUGAGAGCAGAGGAGGGAGGGAACUUGUCAGGUCUGCAGCAUGUUCUGAGGUGGACCGGGUGUGUUGGAAUAAAGAGACUGGUCAAGCCACAGUCCAGAAGCCUUUCCUCUGGUAAGCAGAAGGGAACGGCUUGUUGAAAACCCCUGGCAGCUCCAUGUGUUGCCCUGUCUCCAUCCACUUUACUUCAUGCACAUCAGCAUUGGACAUUUGUGUUUCAUUGAUUUAUUAUUUAGGUUUAUGUGAAGUAAUUUCCUUUAUGGCACUUAAUCACAGAUUGUAAUUCAGUCCUUUGUGAGAAUUUUUCAUGUCUUUACAUUAGUGCAGUGAAAGUGUGUGGUAAAAUGUGAACAUUAUAGAGGGAAUGAGCAUGGUAACCGUAUGCGUUACAAAAUAAUCUAAACUCAAAGUUCCACUUUCUUGCUUUCAAAACUUUCAGCCGGUCUCUUUUACAGCAAACGGAGCAAACGGAGCUUGCUCAGAUGUCAUCAGGUGACCUGACUCACACCCAGUCACACAUUUACGAAUAAACAGUGGUCACGUGAUGAAAUCAUUGGUAAGCAUCGACCACUAACGCCGGGUUAACACUGGCCGAUUAAGCACAAGAGGCACUGAUGUGUCAAUUCUUGCGUGAUGGUAGGCUAGCUGUUCAUAACAGAAGCGCAUUUUUCUGCACUAGUCAACAGGCAGAUCUGCUCCUCUGCUCUUUUCUGAUCACACUGAGAUUACCUUUAUCUUUUCCUGGAGCAGAAAAAGUGUUGGCAGGCACAGGUGCAUACUUGUCAGAAACAGAGGAGAUAUAUGAAAUCCUAAAAGAUUAUUCAUAGGAGAUUAUUAGUGUGUUUUCUAGAAAUAUUACCUUGUGAAAGGUGGAGAAAAUAGGCCAGACUCUGAAUCAAUUGCAACAGAUUACGAUCCAGCAGCAGAACUCUGCUCCGAUAUGCAUCCAUUGCGAACAGGCUGGUUAACAUCAUCCAUCAGGAGUCCAUGGACUGCCACAAAAAAAUAGAGAAUGACAUUGUUUUGCAGGUCACAAGCAGGGCUGGGGAAGCUGCUUUGAAGUUUGGAAGUGACAAAGCUACAACAAUGCUACAUUUUUCUUAAAGGUCCUAAAUGAAUGAACAGGUCACUGCUCUCUCUGCUCCGUACUGUCAGAGCAGCCCUGUUGUUGAUUCUCUCCACAAUCUGAAGAAUGAAGAUGAACUGCGUGCAGAAUCUGUAGAGGUGUUCAAGCAUCAUUUCUUAUCUUUAACUUUUAAAUCCUAAAGUUCAUAGUUCAUGAGUUUAAAUGAUUCAUAGUAUGUGAAUCAAAGUCCCUGUGACUCUGUCGGCUCGUUGAACUAGAGAACCAUGCCUUCAUCUCCCAGUUGUCGAGUCAUGUUACAUAAUGGUGCUUCUUUUACCUCACAAGUGAUCUUACUAACACCCACUUGCAGCCAGCUCAUUACCAGACAAUGGCAAAGUCAAAAGUUGUCCUUUUGGCAAGUGCUGCAUUUUUUAAAUUAAUGUUUUUUUAAUUAAUACAGCUGAUAUAAUUUGCAGCUGGCAACAUUUGACAUUUAAACCAGCAAAAGCCAACUAAAGCAGAAUUCUUCAUGUCUGUAAUGACGUGAGGUAUCAUCUGUUGUCUGACUGUUGGUCUGCACUGCCACGUGCUGAGACCUGAGCCAAGUCCAUCUCUCACAAAGAUAUGAUUGAAAGCUCUGGGAAGCUAGUAAGUGGACCUUUUAGUUAAGAUUAUUGUGUUUCACAUGAAGGGAAUGCUUUGGCACGGUAUAUCAGUGAAAAGAGUAUAACAAAAAGCAAAAUCUGUAAAGAUCUCAGAUUAAAUGAGGAAUGUAAUGAGAUUCACAACAGCUGCUUUCUCUUUAAACAUAAACUAUGUUUGACCUCCGUUUCCAGAACUUUCUACAGUGUAAGACCUGAUGUUACAAGCCUUCUGCAAGUAUAAUAAGCUAGUGUCUUCUCCUGUGUGAGGAGUUAAAACUUGUGACUUCAUGCAUACCAUAACCUCUGAAGAUUGCUGUUUGGUUGCUUAUUGUGAUUAUGUUGACAGUGAUGUUGAUUGUAAAAUGAAUUUUGUUGUGGAAUGACAAUGGGAUGAAAAUGAAGUGACUAGUGCAAUGAGUGACUUGCACACAUAAAAUAAAGUAUAUGUUUUAUUAAAUGCUGUUUUGACUGAUUACUAUUACUAUGUAUAAGCAAAAAAAGUCCACUGGACUCAACUUUGUUCCUUUUGGAGCAGGUUUUUCUCCAUAUACCUUUAAAAUACCAUUUGACAUGUUUGAUGCAUCGGUAGGAGUCAGAAUCCCCCUCUUGGGCUUUUUCAUCAGUACACUGCAAAAAAAGAAAAGUUGGGUGAACUCAAAAUUUCAAGGCAACAAACUUCGAUAAAAUUUUAAGUUGGACAAUUAAACUAAAUAUUUUAAGUUUUAUUUUACAGUUUGCUCAACUCUGAAUUUCUCUGGCACGAUUGUAAUGCCGCUAUGAAUGUUCGCUAAUGUUGUGACCACAAUUUUGAGUUAGCAUUGAUACGCUAAUGGCUACUCUUGUAGCUGUAACAAGCAGCACCGCUGGCAUCAGUUAGCCGCUAGCUUUCGCUAAUGACCAAAUUUCACAACAAAGAAAUAAGAGUUAGCA
Messenger RNA from Centropristis striata (black sea bass), 5511 nucleotides. RefSeq names its product transmembrane O-mannosyltransferase targeting cadherins 1 (gene tmtc1). The record is from RefSeq and is a predicted model, not a curated record. Gene Ontology annotation, biological process: protein O-linked glycosylation via mannose; RNA processing. The transcript has 19 exons. Gene Ontology annotation, molecular function: mannosyltransferase activity; protein binding. Lineage: Eukaryota; Metazoa; Chordata; Actinopteri; Perciformes; Serranidae. The coding region runs from base 123 to 2729 and encodes 868 amino acids.